UAGCUGGAGAAACAUAUAAGAAGGGAAUCUAAGAUGGAAGAAAGGGUGGAGGAUUCGAGUCGAAAUGCCAAGUUGAAGACUGAAGGAAAGCACUAGGGUAAAGCAGCCUCCAGACUGGAAAGGCAAAGAGCAAAACGAGUAUUGCCACCAAAGAACCAGAAAGACCAAUAGACUUUGCAGUGGGCCGGUUUAACUGAAAGGCGGUUUCCUUUUCCCCCAUUUGCUCAGUCCCCAUUGGAAGCGCACUGCGCGGCCUGCGCCGCGCUCUCGGCCGGGCUCGGCGUGGGGGCGGGGAGGCAAGUACGCUCCUGGGCGGGGCCGAGCGCGGGCGCGCUCCGGCUUCCCUCCUGCGCGGCGCUCCCGUCAGCGCAGGGGGCGGGGCGGCUAUAUUACGUGCGCGGCGCCGCCCCUGCGAGAGGACGUUGCGUGCUCGCUCGCGCCAGGCGAGUCUCCGCGUCUCCCUCGCGAACUCGGUGAAAGGAAUUGGCGCCGUUCGACACCAGGCGGAUCCGCUCUGCAGCACGAACCCACCUCCAGCCGCAGCCGCAGCCGCCGCCCGGGCCGAGGAGCAGCCGCAGCAGCCGCCACCAGUGGCCGAGCGAGCGGAGCCCAGUUUGAGCCAGCGCCUAGCGGUGAAUUGGGGCCCUCACCAUGAGUUCCUCGCCUGUUAAUGUAAAAAAGCUGAAGGUGUCGGAGCUGAAAGAGGAGCUUAAGAAGCGGCGCCUUUCUGACAAGGGGCUCAAGGCCGAGCUCAUGGAGCGACUCCAGGCCGCGCUGGACGACGAGGAGGCCGGGGGCCGCCCCGCCAUGGAGCCCGGGAACGGCAGCCUAGACCUGGGCGGAGAUUCCGCCGGGCGCUCGGGAGCAGGCCUCGAGCAGGAGGCCGCGACCGGCGGCGACGAGGAAGAGGAGGAGGAGGAAGAGGAGGAGGAAGGGAUCACCGCCCUGGAUGGCGACCAGAUGGAGAUAGGAGAGGAGAACGGGGCCGCGGGGGCGGCCGACUCGGGCCCGAUGGAGGAGGAGGCCGCCUCGGAAGACGAGAACGGCGACGAUCAGGGUUUCCAGGAAGGGGAGGAUGAGCUCGGAGACGAGGAGGAAGGCGCGGGCGACGAGAACGGGCACGGGGAGCAGCAGCCUCAACCGCCGGCGACGCCGCAGCAACAGACCCAACAGCAGCGCGGGGCCGCCAAGGAGGCCGCGGGGAAGAGCAGCGGCCCCACCUCGCUUUUCGCGGUGACGGUGGCGCCGCCCGGGGCGAGGCAGGGCCAGCAGCAGGCGGGAGGUAAGAAGAAGGCGGAAGGCGGCGGAGGCGGCGGUCGCCCCGGGGCUCCGGCGGCGGGAGACGGCAAAACAGAGCAGAAAGGCGGAGAUAAAAAGAGAGGUGUUAAAAGACCUCGAGAAGAUCAUGGCCGUGGAUAUUUUGAGUACAUUGAAGAGAACAAAUAUAGCAGAGCCAAAUCUCCUCAGCCACCUGUUGAAGAAGAAGAUGAACACUUCGAUGACACAGUGGUUUGUCUUGAUACUUAUAAUUGUGAUCUACAUUUUAAAAUAUCAAGAGAUCGCCUCAGUGCUUCUUCCCUUACUAUGGAGAGUUUUGCUUUUCUUUGGGCUGGAGGAAGGGCAUCUUAUGGUGUGUCAAAAGGCAAAGUCUGUUUUGAGAUGAAGGUUACAGAGAAGAUCCCAGUAAGGCAUUUAUAUACAAAAGAUAUUGACAUCCAUGAAGUUCGGAUUGGCUGGUCACUAACCACAAGUGGAAUGUUGCUUGGUGAAGAAGAAUUUUCCUAUGGGUAUUCUUUAAAAGGAAUAAAAACGUGCAACUGUGAGACUGAAGAUUACGGAGAGAAAUUUGAUGAAAAUGAUGUGAUUACGUGUUUUGCUAACUUUGAAAGUGAUGAAGUAGAACUCUCCUAUGCUAAGAAUGGACAAGAUCUUGGUGUUGCCUUCAAAAUCAGUAAGGAAGUUCUUGCUGGACGGCCACUCUUCCCACAUGUUCUCUGCCACAACUGUGCAGUUGAAUUUAAUUUUGGUCAGAAGGAAAAGCCAUAUUUUCCAAUACCUGAAGAAUAUACUUUCAUCCAGAAUGUUCCCUUAGAGGAUCGAGUGAGAGGACCCAAGGGGCCUGAAGAAAAGAAAGAUUGUGAAGUCGUGAUGAUGAUUGGCUUGCCAGGAGCUGGUAAAACUACCUGGGUUACUAAACAUGCAGCAGAAAAUCCAGGGAAAUACAACAUUCUUGGAACAAAUACCAUUAUGGAUAAAAUGAUGGUGGCAGGUUUUAAGAAGCAAAUGGCAGAUACUGGAAAACUGAACACACUGUUGCAGAGAGCCCCACAGUGUCUUGGAAAGUUUAUUGAGAUUGCUGCCCGAAAGAAGAGAAAUUUCAUUCUGGAUCAGACAAAUGUGUCUGCUGCUGCCCAGAGGAGAAAAAUGUGCCUGUUUGCAGGCUUCCAGCGAAAAGCUGUUGUAGUUUGCCCAAAAGAUGAAGACUAUAAGCAAAGAACACAAAAGAAAGCUGAAGUAGAGGGGAAGGACCUACCAGAACAUGCAGUCCUCAAAAUGAAAGGAAACUUUACCCUCCCAGAGGUAGCUGAGUGCUUUGAUGAAAUAACCUAUGUUGAACUUCAGAAGGAGGAAGCCCAAAAACUUUUGGAGCAAUAUAAGGAAGAAAGCAAAAAGGCUCUUCCACCAGAAAAGAAACAAAACACUGGCUCAAAGAAGAGUAAUAAAAAUAAGAGUGGAAAGAACCAGUUUAACAGAGGUGGUGGCCAUAGAGGACGAGGAGGAUUCAAUAUGCGUGGUGGAAAUUUCAGAGGGGGAGCUCCUGGUAAUCGUGGUGGAUAUAAUAGGAGGGGCAAUAUGCCACAGAGAGGUGGUGGCGGUGGUGGAAGUGGUGGAAUCGGCUAUCCGUACCCUCGUGGCCCUGUUUUUCCCAGCCGAGGUGGUUAUUCAAACAGAGGGAAUUACAACAGAGGUGGAAUGCCCAACAGAGGGAACUACAACCAGAACUUCAGAGGACGAGGAAACAAUCGUGGCUACAAAAAUCAAUCUCAGGGCUACAACCAGUGGCAGCAGGGUCAAUUCUGGGGUCAGAAGCCAUGGAGUCAGCAUUAUCACCAAGGAUAUUAUUGAAUACCCAAAUAAAACGAACUGAUACAUAUUUCUCCAAAACCUUCACAAGAAGUCGACUGUUUUCUUUAGUAGGCUAACUUUUUAAACAUUCCACAAGAGGAAGUGCCUGCGGGUUCCUUUUUUAGAAGCUUUGUGGGUUGAUUUUUUUUCUUUUCUUUUUUGUACAUUUUUAAUUGCAGUUUUAAAGUGAAUCGUAAGAGAACCUCAGCAUUGUGCACGAUAAGAGAAUGUGUCAGUAUUUCAGGGUUCUACAUUUUAUCUGUAAAAUGUGACUUUUUUUUUUAUCACAACAAAAGUAAAAUGUUGCUUUGUACCUGGUGUCUUUUAUUAAGAAUUUACUCCCCCCAUUUCUCACAGAGAAUAACAGUCGGGAGUCAUUGUCACAAUAUAAUAGAAAUGUUAGCAACCAGAUUCAUGUAAGGACUAAGUGGUCCUCAUGAAUUGCAUAAGACUCUGUACUGCUCACAUUACACUCCAUCCUCUCUGUAGUUUGCCGGGUAGUGGAGGGGGUAAGCUAAAUAGUUUCUGACAAUAACUGGGAAUGCUUUUUCUUGUUAAGUAACAAUGGAAUUGGCAUAAUUGGGGAAUGAACAUUAAAAACUUGGAACUAAGAUAGAGAAGAUGGAGUGUAUGUAGAAGGGCUGUUAAAAAUGUAAAUCUUGGUUGCAUUAUUUGUGGAGGCUCAAACUUGUGAAGGUUAAAUACCAUAAUUUUUCCAUUUGUUCUGCAUUUUGAUUCUGAAAAGAAAGCUGGCUUUGCCCAUUUCUUAUUAAAAAAACUUGUUGUAAAUCCAGUUGUCUAAUGGGAUCUAUAUGAAGUUAGCUAUGUCUGUAUGCCCUUCUCCCACAAAAUACUGUAUAACUAGUGUGCUUGUAGUAGUUAACUCCACCAUCUUUGUAAGCUAAUGAAAUUGUGAGUCACCCAUUUAUAUCUUAAUUUUUAAUCAUGUCAGUUCUUGAAUGGGUAUCUCCUUAGCCUGCUGAUUUCUUUUUCUUUCUAAAGAAAGUGGGUGGAGAAAUUAAUUUAGACGUUUGUUUGCAAUAAAAAGAAUUCAUUUUACUCUUGUUUUGGGAUUCUCGCCAUCAAGGUUCAAAAUCCCUUUAUAUAACUCCCCAAGAGGAGAGAUUUUAAGUGUGUGCUUUCUGGACAGCUUAUUCUUUACUCUGUACUUAGAACAUUUAGGUUUUAAAAACUUAAAUGUAUGCUGACAAAUGAUUUAUACUUAUAAAGAAAAGUUGAAUUCUUCCCUUCCCCUCCCCCCAGACAACUUUUAUCAUUUAAUGAGGGGAAAAGGUGCUGGCUGGGAGAAGUUAACACAGUUUAUCAUCUUUACAAAAUGCUAAUGGCUGUCCUCAACUGAUUAUUUUAUAUACAUAUAUGAGAUACAUGAAACUCUGGGAACAGAUGCUUUUAGAAGCCAUCAUGCAAGCCAGUCAUUGAUUUCACUACUACACAACACUGCUAACUUAACUGUAGCUAUGUGAUAACAUUGGAUCCCCUAAUUGUAAUUUUAUUGGGUUUGCACAGAACACUUUAAUCUUCCCCUCACUACGUGAAGUGAGGAAUCAGGAGUCAAACUGUAGAACUAAAAUUUGACUUCAGUCUAGUGUUUUGUUGGUGUUUUCAGGUUGCUUCUGGUAAGUUUAGGUGUGCUGUAUUUCUGAUUGCCUAGAAUUUUGUUGUAGUCUUUUAAAAUCAGAUUUUUAACUUGAAUUCAUAUUCCUAGGAAAUUUUUUCGGCAAGCUAGAGUUUUAGAUGGUGGUGUAGGUUUAGUUGAGAAAUUUUUAGAACAAAAGCUAAUCCUUGAUUAAUGUAGGAUACUUAACAGUUUCAAGGUAGUGUCUUGAAUUUUUGUCUUUUUAGCAAUUCUAGCAACCAUUGGGCUGAGCUACUUUUCAUUAUACGUUACUGUUAGAUUGCAUAGAUAUACCCAGAGGAAAAAUUUAAAACGUCAUUCUAAUGUUUAGGUGUCCUAAAGUUUUCAUUUGUGCCUUUAAGAAAUUUUAAAUAUACCUUCUAGUUGAGAAUUGCUUUAUUAAGGAAUUGAAUUCAUAAUUACAAUAGGAAAGAAAUGGUCAAAUAACACUAAGUAGACUAUUACAUAGUCCAGAGAAUUUUGGAAGGAGAGAAGGGAUAGGUAAAAAACUCUGUUCAGGAAAAUGUUAAGAUUUAAGCAAUCAAGAUUAGAAUUAAGUGAUGUGGAACAAAUAAUAUUAAAGUAUUGAAAAAUUUCAGAAAAAAUGCACCAAAUAGCAAGCAAAAGGGAGAAAAAUAGGGAAGUUAAGAAAUGCCGGGUUCUGGAAGAAAAAUAUCUGUGAAUGAGAAACUUGAUUUAGAUUUAUUGUUCGCCCAAUUGCAAUGCCAUACAAAUCUGAAUAGACUAUAGACUUAAUGAGGAACAAAUUCUGACUAACCACAGAAAACUCAGAUUGUGGUUAGUUUAAGGGGUGCUCUCCUAGGAAGUUGUGUAGGUAAUGUUAUAUGCUUCGUGAAAAAUUGGAUUGAUUUAGCUACAGUAUGAAAACAGUAUAGAGGUUAAUGAAGAAAGAAAACAAACUUAAAUUGAUGUAAGAUAGAAAUGGUAAAAUCAUUGUGUUGAAAGUUUUCCUCUGGUAGGUUAUAUUAUACUCAGUCUAGCCUUUGAAGGGCUCUGGUUCUAACUUACUAAGAAAUCAAUGACUAGCUUCUUCUGACCUUAAUUUCCAGAUAGCAAGAUGAAAUCAUGCAGUGACAAAAGGAAGCAGUAUUAAAUCUGUAGAAACAAUAAGCUAAUUUGCCUAGGCUAUAUCCCAUGUAAAAAUUAGGAAUAUGAACCUAGAUGUCCUGAGUUCUAUCUAAGUAACAAGGUAUUUACUCAUAAAGGCAAUUUUUUUUUGAAAAACUAUUUAAAAUUUUUCUAGGAAAUAUACCUAAUAUUUUUGAGGGCUUUUCACCCUGGGGAUUUUAUACUUAAGACUGAUAAACCUAUGUUUAACAUUUGCCUCACUUAUGUGGAAAUUGGAUGGCGUGUUUUUCUGUAAACUUGUUCAUAACAUAAAUUGGCUUUUUACCUUAGGACCAUGUCUAUAAUGGGGACCUCUGCAUGAAUAUAAUGACAUAUUUUAAUAGCUUUUAAGGCAGUGGUAUAGACAUGGAUAUAAAGACUUAAUUAUAGAUCUUCUAAGAGUAUAUUUGAUUUUUUUUUUAAAAGCCAAAACUAGAAUAAUUGUAGUUUAGUGAGAAAAGCAUAAUCACCUCUUAGAGCCCACGUAUUUAGUGUCUGUUAUGGGACAUGAUAUGUGGAUAUAUUACAAAAAGUUUCCAUAAAUCUCUUCUAUGCACAAAUGUAUACAAUAUUGUAUCUGAGUCUAAGCUUUGUCAUUUAUUGUUCUGUAACACUGGAGCUCUGAGAUUGAGGUGUUGAGAAUUUGUGAAAAACUGGGUAUAAGUUUUAACAUUUUAAUAGUAGUUAGUAAAAAUAAGAAUAUAUAUGUUAAGGCCUAAGAAUAGGUUGCAAUACCUAUGCACUGGGACUUGAGCAUAAAUUUUAGUAAACAUUAGUGCUUUCAGCAAGAAUCUGAGUUUCCGAACAGUAAUUUGAAUUUAUUAGUCAUACAAACCACAUGUCUGCUUCAAUUGCUAAUUGCCUAACCUUAACCUUAAAAUACUCAGUUAAAUUGCAGUACCCUUUGUAGAAAGCCUUUUUGUUUUUAGCUUUUGAAGGGUUUAUUUUGGCCAUAGCUAUUCCUCACCUACAUUUUGAAAACAUGAAAGUGAUCUAGCUAGUUAAUUUUAGUGCUUGAGUUUUUAGUUUUUCAGGCUGCUCUUGAAUCAUCUAUAAGGUUUCUUAAAAAUCUAUUAGUACUAGAGGUCCAUGUUUAUAAAAUAAGGAUUAAAAGUACUUUGUCCAGCUCACUCAUGUAGCAUUGACUUUUGUCUUACCCUCGCUGGUAACCUUGAUCUUUAGGCCCUUUAGAAUUUGAAAGUGAGUUACAGUACUUACUGAAGUAAUGUGUAUCCCUUGAGUGUGUUGGAAUAUAUUAAAAACCAGGGCUCCCUAAAUACGUAGACAUUCCACAAUUUAAAUUUAUGUGUAUGUUUAUGAAAUAGAACAAUUGAAACAACCUACCUUAAGGUAUAGUUUUCAGUAUGUUUAGCUACAUAUGUAUGCUAGUUUAUUUGGCAUCUCACUUAUGUCAAUCUUGAAUCAUGCAGAACAGCUGGACCUCAGAAAAAGAACUUAUUUUGAGAAAUAGCUAAAAUAGAUCGUAUAUUUACAUUAAGACAUACUUUCAUGUCCUAGCCAAUUGACUAAAGAUACAAGUGAUUAAGCUUAAUUAGUUGUCUCAAGAACUUCAUUUAGUCUAUAAGGAAUAGUAGAUUGGAAAUAGAAGGAUUAAAAUUUAUAAUGUUAAUUGGAAUUAUUCAGAAAAUAUGACACCUUUAUAGUGGAAUUGAUAGUUGUGGUAGGAAAGCAAAUGUUGAAGAUAAGUGACAGGCCAGAACCACUGAUUCACUGCUUGGUUAGGUGAGUAGUUAGGACUAGGAACAUUUUGUUAUCUAAUUUUUUUUUUUUUUUUCCUGCGGCGCCUGUCGGGGCCUGGGUUUCACCGCCGCACACGAGGCAGUGGGCGCUGAGCUGAGGCCCCCACUGGCUCUGGGCGCCGCAUCUCACCCCUGGCCACGGCCAAUGUUAUCUAAUUAUUGCCUAGGAAUGUUGUUUAAUUUCUUUUUUAUGCCAGGAUUCGGCUUAUGUUUGGAUUUUGACAAGGAAUGCGUUUUGCUCUUAAAGCUGAAUCUGGGCGUGAGAAACUACAUACUAUAGUUGAAAGUGAUACGAUGUUAAAUGAUAGUGUAGAAAUGUUUUCUAGAAAAGUUUAGUUCCUUGUUACACUUACAAUCACUGAGCUGUCCAAUGGCAUAGUUACUCAUGAGCAUGUCCAGCCUGAGUGUCCACACUCCCCGAAAUUAAUGCAGGGAUUACAGGCUGGAGAGCUAACAUAGCAUCUAACUGAUAAACACUGAAUUAUUGUUUGUGGCAUGUUCUUCUGCUUUUCCUUUAACCAGUACCAUUCCAUGACCUUCACAGGAAGUAAAAUCAGUUUUUCCAGUAAAAUAUACUUUGCAAACACAGUAUAGCCACAAGUUGGUAUCAGCCAAAAAAUUUUUCAAAAUUUUAAAGCCACCCAGAACUGAUUAGUAUAGACGUGUAAUUUAUAACGGUGACAGAUGCUUUGAAAGUACUAAAGUAUGCAUAGAGAAGAUGAGAUAAAAUUAAUACUUCACAUGAAUGAUUGGGGCUUAUUUGAAUGGCAACAAAAUGAUUCUGAGGUAGUCUGUAUCAGUUGUUUGUAAAGGGAAACCUGGAGAGUCAUGGUCAAGUAUAAGAACACAAGGUUCCAACUGACUUUUUUUUUUUUUUUUU
Molecule: messenger RNA, 8530 nt
Organism: Microcebus murinus (gray mouse lemur)
Lineage: Eukaryota; Metazoa; Chordata; Mammalia; Primates; Cheirogaleidae
Gene: HNRNPU
Product: heterogeneous nuclear ribonucleoprotein U
Biological process (GO): alternative mRNA splicing, via spliceosome; positive regulation of transcription by RNA polymerase II
Cellular component (GO): nucleus; ribonucleoprotein complex
Molecular function (GO): RNA binding; promoter-specific chromatin binding; protein binding
Source: RefSeq, a predicted model, not a curated record